Messenger RNA from Cloeon dipterum, 4262 nucleotides. RefSeq names its product N-acetyltransferase 1 (gene NAT1). The transcript is spliced from 16 exons. NCBI's taxonomy places the organism in Eukaryota, Metazoa, Arthropoda, Insecta, Ephemeroptera, Baetidae. Gene Ontology annotation, cellular component: eukaryotic translation initiation factor 4F complex. Gene Ontology annotation, molecular function: mRNA binding; protein binding; translation initiation factor activity. The coding region runs from base 307 to 2928 and encodes 873 amino acids. The record is from RefSeq and is a predicted model, not a curated record.
GCUUGCCGCUGACGCCAUUUGGAACCAAGGAGUGAAUUAAGUGAAAAGGACUUUUGCAAUCUUAAAGCCUUCGAAACUUGGUUCAAAUUUCCUUCAACGCUUCAUUUUUCGUUCCAAAGCACAGUUCAAGUUUUUUUCUUCCGAGUUUGUGACAACUUGGAAUGGAGUAAUAACCGUGCCGAUCCCGUUUGAUCUUUACCUCAGCUUGCAGAUUAUUGCUGAUUGGUGGUGUACCAACAAGCAACAACGGACGGGUAUAAGGGAGUGGGGGGCAGUGCUUCUCGUAACCCGGGAGGAAGUAAAGUUAUGAAAUUUGAUAGGGACGAAAUUGCUCGUUCCCUGUCCACAAGCAACAAAUGCCGAUGGAUACCUCCUUCUACUGUCGCCAGGCGAGAGGCACUCACCCAAGAAAAUAAAGAUGAGCUCACUUUUCGUAAGGUGCGCGGCAUCUUGAACAAGCUAACCCCGGAGAAAUUCAGAAAAUUAAGUGAUGACCUGUUGAACACUGAUCUCAACUCUAGUAAGAUUCUUAAAGGAGUUAUUCUUCUGAUAUUUGAAAAAGCACUAGAUGAGCCGAAGUACAGUUCUAUGUACGCUCAGCUAUGUAAGCGGCUGUCAGAAGAAGCUCCUAACUUUGAACCUCCUAAUAGCGCCUGCACCUUCCGUUUACUGCUGCUAAGCAAGUGCAAAGAUGAGUUUGAAAACAGAUCAAAAAUUGCUGAAGCCUUCGAAAAGAAUGAUGGCGUGCUAUCCGCAGAAGAGGAUGAACGACUGCAAUUGGCCAAGCGCAAGAUGCUUGGCAACAUCAAGUUUAUUGGAGAGCUUGGGAAGUUGGAGAUAUUGCACGAAGCCAUCUUACAUCGUUGUUGCCAGCAGUUAUUGGAGAAGAAAAAACAUCGCUUGGGCUCAACUAAGGACACCGCGGAAGAUUUGGAGUGCCUCUGUCAGAUAAUGAGAACCUGUGGACGCAUAUUGGACUCUGAAAAGGGCAAAACCCUUAUGAAUCAAUACUUUGAUCGCAUGGCUAGACUGGUUGAGAACCACGAGCUACCGCUGCGCAUCAGAUUCAUGCUGAAGGAUGCUAUUGAGUUGCGCAAAAACCGCUGGGUGCCUCGUAAAGCUACCAACGUUGAAGGACCAAUGCCCAUCCAACAGAUCAGGAACGAGAGCAACUCCGACCGAGGUUUCAUUUCUGGCAGCAUGCACGGCGAUGGGCGUCACCACGGUGGUUCAGAUCGAGGCCACAUGCAGGAGUUCUUCAGGAGCCCACUCCAGACCAGGGGUGGGAUGUCUGAGAUGCUGAGCCACCUGCCUCUGGGCAAUGGCGCUUCCAAUCUUCAGCAGGAUAAAUUCAAUAGCUACAAUUCAAAUGGCUACCAAUCUUCUGGUAAUUUCCGCAAUCAACGCCACUCUGGAUAUGGUGGCAGUAAUGGAGGAAAUCAACAAAACUUCUAUCCAAAUCAGGGCAGGCAGAACUUCAACAACAAGCAGCAACAGCAAAAUUUCCCAAAUCAGGGAGGAAACAAGGAAAUUGCUCCCAGGUUUAUGCAGAAGAUUAUGCAAGGACAAGUAACAAGCAACCCAGAGGAAGUAUCUCUGCGUCCUGCUGCUAAUUCGAUGCUGUUCAAGAAGAACGCAAAUCUACCCAAACCACCAAUGGGAAUGAAUUCAGGUCGUCCCAUCGAAUCUCUCCUCCCAGGAGGUCAAGCAGGCCUGAACCAAAAGAUCCCACCACAGAUGAUGCAGAAGGAGUCUCCUAUUUUGAUCAAGCAGGCAUCGCUGGACAAGAACAAAGCCUUGAAAAAAGACAAGGGACCAAAUAAGGAAGAGGUUUUGAAGAAGAUGGACUCGAUGGUGGAGGAGUACUUCAGCUCUGGCAUUGUGGCGGAUGCUAUCAGUUUCUACAAAGAGCAGAAGAUUCCGGAGAGAUUUGUCCCAGGGGUUCUUCUGGCUAUCCAAGUCAAACCUCUGGACAAGGGAGAUGAGGAGAGGGAACUCGUCUGCAGCCUGAUGGUUGCCCUGAAGAAGGAUGCAUUGAUUACAUCAACACAGUACAUGGAGUCGUUCAAGGAGCUUGUUAAUCUGAUGUCUGGGAAAGUGCAAGAGAUUCCAAGAAUAUAUUCUCAUGUUGCUGGAUACGCAGCACAUGCCAUCAUUGCUGACAUGAUCACCUUGAGUGAGGUCGCUGAGCUCACAGAGGAUGGCGCACAUUUCCCACUCUUCAUGCUUCUGCUCCAGCAGCUGCACAAAUCGAACGGGAAGGCCACUUUGGGCAAACUGUUUUCGGACAGCAAAGUGAAUCUGCUGCACAUGCUGCCCGAGGGUGACAGGACCAAGGAGUUUCUAGCACAGUAUCUGGAAGGCCUGGACUUGGGUUUUCUGCUGCCGCUCUUGAGGAUUCAAUCGGAGCUUUGGAAACAGUUACAGUCUGACCCAAAUCCGAACCAAUUCUACAAGUGGAUCAAGGAGAAUUUGGAUUCAACUCACUACGUAAAUCCAGGCUUUAUCAAUGCCUUGGUUACUGUGCUGAUCAAGUUCAUAACACAGGAAUCCACUCUAGCUGAAGGUCUUGAUGCCAGCAACCCGCCUGACAAGGCAGUGUUGGAAAAAGAGCAGGCCCUACUUGGAAAGUUCAAGCUAGUGUUGCAGUCUUUCCUGCACGAGAAAUUUGACCUGCAAGUUAUUGCUGUCUACGCCCUGCAGGUGUUUUGCCACUCUCUUCAGUUCCCGAAAGGAAUGCUUUUGCGCUGGUUCCACAAUUUGUAUGAUCUAGAAGUUAUUGAAGAGGAAGCAUUCAUGAAAUGGAAGGAGGAUAUUUCUGACGACUAUCCAGGCAAGGGAAAUGCCUUGUUCCAGGUGAAUCAGUGGCUAACCUGGCUGGCUGAAGCUGAUUACGAAGAGGAGGAAGAUGAAGAAGGUGAUGACUAAUCAGCAUUUUGACGCACCUGCCAAAAUCACCUGCAACCAUAUUUUAUAACAAAAAUUACACAACAUAUGAAGGGUUUCGGCAUUACUGUCUAUAUACAUGCAUGUACCAAAGUUAAACGUCAAGGGAGGGGGUUAUUAUCAUACAUCCAUGUUAUAGUGUCUUUUUAACUUUCAAAAAUGACUUCCAACCAAUAUUCAGCGAGAAUUUCCGCACUUGCAUCACCCAACCUGCGUGAUCAUCAAGUUUACGAUUAUAAUUUAGCUUACUUUGUGCAGUAUUUAAAGCGGACGGCGUGCGUACGAAGCGCCGUCUUGCGUUUCAUUCAGUGGUUCUGAUGCAAUUAAUUGAUGGACUUCACACUGAAGUAAAUCUAUGUAACUGCGACAAGUGAAAAUAUUGUCAUGUCUGUGUGACUGUUAUCAAGAUUCUCAUGAUGAUUUGCCAAUACGUUUAAGUUGUUUCUGUGAUCCUAGCAAGCAACAUCAAAUAUCAAUCGAAGCAGCCCCUUCUCAAGUGUCUAUGUUAGUAGCCCCCCUCUUCACUAGUUUUGGCCUCGUCACGUGAAUUCUGACCAAAUUUAAGCAGAAAUAUUCAAGUACCAGAUAUUUAAACUGAUAGCAUUAUUAUUGAUCCUGAUAUUAAUAUAUAGAAGUGAUGUGUGUUGUUGACCUUUCGUGCAGUGCUGUCGAUGCAAGAACCAAUUCCUGUCUCACUGAGGUCUCUUUUAGGAAUGAUGCUUGCAUUGGCAGCACUGAGGAGUGUAAUUUGUCAUGUAGGUUAGGUGGGUUUUAAAUUUCAGUAGCCAAAAAUGUUAAAAAUGUUGCAUUGUGACUUGGUGAGGUUGUUAACCCAGAAAAUUAAAGUAUCUACUUUAUUAGCCUGCUGCUAUUGCAGGCGGAUGCACUUAAAAACAGUAAAAUAGCCUAAUUUAACACAAAAAAAUUGAAAAAAAACUUUUAGGAAACUUGUAUCUUAAUUUAACCCCCAUUAUCCUUGGUUUGGUUCUUACUCUGUGCCUCAGUUACGUUGGAUUGUUGCCGUAUUCCACAUCUAUUAUGCUUUAUGUACUUGAAUAGCUUUGAAACAGAACUGACUUAAAUACCAUUUGGAAUUACAAUCCAUGUGAUAUCUCUAUCAUUUAUCUUCGUUUAGCAAAUUUGAAACAUAAGAGUGUCCAAGAGUUACGUAUUUAUAUUGUUUGAUUGCCUAGAUAUCAGCGAUCCCCCGUCAGGACAAAAAUUGCAAAAGUUUAUGACUGUUUGUUGACAUGAUUUGGUUCCCUCGGCACAAAACUGAUUAAUGAAAACAUUUUCAAUAAAUUUUUAUAAAGGAA